AUGCACCACUUCAACGCGGCAGACAACCAUCCAGAAGCCGCCAGCAGAUGGGUUUCGUGGAUCCCUAUGGCGGGCCGUAUGCGCUCCCGCCACCUCUCCGAAUCACUUGGGUCGUUUGGCAAUCCUCUCCCUUGGAUUCGAAACCAGCAGCACAACAAGAACACUAUGGGCCCAUCAGCCGCGUUCGCAAUGGUCCGGUUCUUCCUCCUCUCGUACGGAUACGAGCAGGGAUACUUGCAGCCGCACGGUCUUCCCGCCUGA
Colletotrichum costaricense is the source of this 261-nucleotide messenger RNA. RefSeq lists its product as uncharacterized. Bases 1 to 261 code for a protein of 86 amino acids. The transcript is spliced from 2 exons. The record is from RefSeq and is a predicted model, not a curated record. NCBI's taxonomy places the organism in Eukaryota, Fungi, Ascomycota, Sordariomycetes, Glomerellales, Glomerellaceae.